Messenger RNA from Drosophila serrata, 1212 nucleotides. RefSeq lists its product as uncharacterized. Lineage: Eukaryota; Metazoa; Arthropoda; Insecta; Diptera; Drosophilidae. The record is from RefSeq and is a predicted model, not a curated record.
GUUUCCCUGUUCAGUUUUGUUUGGUUAGGCCAACGGGCUGCAGCAGCAAUGAGGCACAUGCCCGGGCUCAUUGCCACAACUCCGGCUAAACGGCAACAAUAGUCACGAUAAUUGCACCGUUCGACUUCGAAGGAUAAAUCGGCAGACACACAAUCAGAAUGUCGCAUUUGCUGAGGCGCACCAAGAAGUCCUGUCUGAAGUUGCUGCGCCGGAUAUCGACCUCGAAGCAGCUAUUUGUGCAGCGCCUGGACGAGGAGGAUGGCGACGAGGACGAUGUGGAGCCGGAAGUGGUGAUGGACCUGCAGCGGGGCCUCGAGCUGGAUGUCAACAGCAAUUGCCACAUGACGGAGGCCAUCUACGAGGAGCUGCAGCUGGAGGAGUGCAACCAGAACGAGGCGCCACCGGAGUUGGCCAGAGAAGCGGAGGAGCCGCCGCCCCAGGAGGGGAAGCUCGAUCUGAGAACAAAGUACUUGAUGAACUACGGAAACUAUGAGGUGCUGGCCACCGCUCCGUCCGCCAUUGAGUUCGAGCGGGUGCCCUACAAGGAAAACGUGCGCUAUCUCCGGCACACGCCCUCCAACUCCAGUCUGGACCUGCAGCUGGAGGAGCAGCAGCAGCAGCAGGUGGCACAGCCGACCCCGAGGCAGCUAUCUGUACAGCAUCCUCCCAGACAGACGCCCCAGAAGAUGGUCAGUCACCGGCUGCAGCACCAGCAUCCCUGCAGCAUCAGCCUGGGCUCCAAGUUCGAGGGCAACUACCACAGCGUGGUGAUCAUGGAGCCGCCGCACGACGACUUUCCCAUCGUCAAGUGGGACAUCAAUGGCAACUCCCUGGACGACGACACCUGCGAUCGGUGGGAGGACUUUGACACGAGGUGGCGGCAGGCUGCAUCGGCCACCACCAGACCAUUUUCGCAAUCGCAGUCUCAAAAGUCCAGUCACCAGUCCAGCUCCUGCACCUUGGAGACCUGGGUGGACGAUGCGGAGCCGCUGAGCCUGGAGCUGCACAGGCACGAGAAUGCGGCCAACUGUAACCUAUGCCUUAGGAGCUUCUGAGUCCGGGAGAAUCGGGAAUCAGGGUACCCAUAUAUAUACAUAUAUAUUUAUAUAUAGUAAUGUAUAACCUCCACACUUUGCGUCCAGCGAUAGAGCACAGAAACCAGUCUUGUGAGAAUUACCUUCGUAACAUAUAUGUAUUCGACUCGGAGAGAGU